AUGCGGUCAAUUCUGGGUCGAGUUCAUCGAGUCGGGCUUGCGCUUCCACUUGCGCCUAGUACACAAUGGCACGUCUGCAGUGCUUCCCCUGCUAUACUAGGCGCUGCGACAACAAGAGGGGGGUAUAAUGGUACUAGCACGUAUAUGCUACGUGCUGGCUGUGGUGCAGUCUACACGCCACUGGACCGGAGGUGGUUUCGUACUGGAAUCCCUGGCGGCAGUGGGAUGAGAAACACCCGAACGAAAGAGCAACUGGAGAGAUUGAGACUACGGGAUCGCACGGGGGGUGUGCAGGAGGAGCAGAAGGAAGGAGGGGGAAGAAAGCUAUUAACCACGCCAUCGAGGUUAUUCAAGCUACUAAUUCCGCUGUCAACUGGGAUUCAAGGAGAGCAUAAAGACAUCGAACCAAUCGCCAUUCUCGUCCACCCCCAACAACCACUCUCCCACCUAGAACGACUAAUCCAAUCCGAAGUCCCAGCCAUAACAACUGAAGACGGCCAGACUCGCCCCCCAACCGUCUCCUUCAUCGCCCUCCAGAUCGAAGACCACCCCAUCCGGCCCCGAAAAGCCGUCUACGAAGGCACCGGCGCAGAAGUCCACCAGCUCGAUGAGAUGGGUCGUAUCGACGACGGCGAAGGCAAACGAGCUCCCACCGAAGACGACACGUACACGUACCUACGCCGAACGGAGCCCAGCAAGAAGGGCGAGGGAUCAGAAGGUGGAGGUGACAAAAGGGAGCAGCGCUUCGUACGCUGGUCUCAAUCCACCGAGAUCGGCGAUUUCAUCCGCGACGCAGCACGGGCACGGGAAUUCAUCGUCUCCGUGGAAGGCGCACCAGCCGGGGUACAUCAGAUCCGUGUGGCGGUGCCAUCGUUCGACGAGCGGACAUAUUUCCUGCGGAUGCGACUACGGAAGGUCUCCGGACGGAUCCAGGGCAUCGCGGAGAUCAAGCACGAGUGUGAUGCGCUGGCACACCGGGGCGCGCAGCGGGUGGCGAUGGGAGGGCUGGGGAUUCUGGCGAUGUGGUGGUACUUGGUGUAUAGGUUGACGUUUGAGACGGAUCUGGGAUGGGAUACGAUGGAGCCGGUGACGUAUCUGGUGAGUUUGUCGACGCUGAUGGGGGGAUAUCUCUGGUUUUUGUACCAUAAUCGGGAGAUAUCGUACCGGUCGGCGUUGGAUUUUACGAUCAAUGCGCGGCAGAAGAGGCUGUAUCAGGAGAAGGGGAUUGAUUUGCAGCUGUGGGAGUCAUUGAUUGAUGAGGGGAAUACGUUGCGCAAGGAGAUUAAGAAUAUUGCGGCGGAGUAUGAUGUGGAGUGGGAUGAGAUGAAGGAUGAGAGGGAUGAGAGGGUGACGGAGGCGUUGAAGCAGGAGAGGACGCAGAAGAAUGGGAAGAGAGGAAAAGGAGGUGAUGAUGAAGAGGAUGGAGAUUGAUCUAUACACAGCCCCCAUGUUCAUGCCCGUUGCAUUGCACUCAAGCUCAACCAUUUCGAACAGGAUCAUAAUACUCCUUCUUUCCACUGCUGGCACUACUACCAAUCCCAGAACUGGCAGCACUACUACCCCCAGCAGCAGUACCAACUGAAGCACCGCCAUCAUGUCUCACUCCCAUCUGAGGAGAACUCGCCCGACCUAGUACAUACAUACAGCAAUAGUUAGCUACUGUACAUAUAACUCAC
Messenger RNA from Aspergillus eucalypticola CBS 122712, 1676 nucleotides. RefSeq lists its product as uncharacterized. Gene Ontology annotation, molecular function: uniporter activity; calcium channel activity. Gene Ontology annotation, cellular component: uniplex complex; mitochondrial inner membrane. Lineage: Eukaryota; Fungi; Ascomycota; Eurotiomycetes; Eurotiales; Aspergillaceae. The record is from RefSeq and is a predicted model, not a curated record. Bases 1 to 1431 code for a protein of 476 amino acids. Gene Ontology annotation, biological process: calcium import into the mitochondrion; mitochondrial calcium ion homeostasis. The transcript is spliced from 3 exons.